Messenger RNA from Peronospora matthiolae, 2190 nucleotides. NCBI's taxonomy places the organism in Eukaryota, Oomycota, Peronosporomycetes, Peronosporales, Peronosporaceae. The record is from the annotation of a GenBank genome assembly.
AUGAAGGUCUUCUGUCUGCGGUCCAAGUCUGAGAGUGAAGACUGCAUCAAGAACCACAUUAUCAAGAUUCAGACUCAGUUCGGCACGAAGAUCAAGUUUGUUCGGCAUAAUGGAGCGCAUGAGUUCGCGAACAACUCGAUCAAGAUCUUCUACGAAGAUCAUGGUAUCGAACAACAGAUCACGGUGCCGUAUGCACACCAGACCAACGGCACCGCAGAACGCGCGAUAAGGACCAUCGUCACGAUCGGACGCAGCUUGUUGCAUCAUGCAAAACUGGAGAAGUGUUUCUGGGCUGGAGCGGCAAUGACGGCGAUCUACAUCAAGAACCGCCUGCCUUCAUCCAAGAUCGACCACAAGACUCCGUUCGAGAUCGUGUACAAGUCGAAACCAAGUAUCAAGCACAUGCGCGUGUUUGGAUGUUGGGCGUUCAUCCUGACACCAAGGGAGAAGCGAUUGAAGUGGGACCCGAAGGCUCGUGAAGGGAUGUUUAUGGGCUACGAAGAAGCGUCAAAAGCUUAUCGAGUGUACGACAUUGAGGCGGGCCAAGUGGUGAUCAGUCGUGACAUCACCUUCGACGAAUCGACUUUUGACUUUUCGAUGGACCGACCAAGUGACGAUGAUGAAGAUGCGGAGUUGGACCUCGACCUCCUGGCGAUCAACGAGGACGACGUGCAUCAAACCGUCUACAAGCAAACUGGCAAGCGCAAGAGUGAAGCAAGACCCGGCAUGUCACGUUCAGCUCGCCCUCGAACUGGGUUGGAACAAGCAAGUGCGCCGGAACACGUCUCCAACCGUCACCAGAAACGACGAUCAAGUGCUCCAGAAACGAUGUCUGAUGAAGAAGAAGAUGCAAACGUCUACGAUCAAGAUGACGACUCGACGCCUCCAACAUUUUGGCGUGCAAGCGCAAACGCAGUGGAAGCAACGGACCUAGCAGAACCUGUGACUUUUCAAGACGCGAUCAAUUGUCCUGAUCAAGCUCACUGGCGAAAUGCUGUGAAGGCGGAACUCAAGUCGAUGCAUCUUCGUGGAGUUUUCCGUGCGGCAAAAACUGCCAAGAGGCCAAGGCGCGAUCGGCACCAAGCGAUCUACGGUCUCAAGCAAGCUUCACGUGUGUGGAACGAGACUUUCGACGAGUUCGUAUGCUCUAUCGGUUUCAAAGUGUCGGCGUUCGACCCAUGUCUCUACAUCAAGGUUGUCGAAGGUCACUGUGUGCUCGUGCUGGUCUACGUGUAUGACGUGUUGGUCACCGGCAGCUCGCUCGAGUUGAUUGCGCAGACGAAGGCCGACCUCAAGACGCGUUUCGAGAUGACCGACAGUGGCAAGUGUACUUUUGUACUGGGCAUCGAACUGGUGGACGAAUCGGAUGGCAGCGUGACGAUGUGCCAGCGACGGUAUGUCAACGACAUCCUCAAGCGCUUCGGCAUGGAUGAGUGCAAGGCCACAGCAAGUCCGGUCGACUUAAACACUCGGCUUGUCGCAAGCAGCGAAUCGGCCAAGAUCGACGUUCCGUUUCGUGAAGCUGUGGGAGCUUUGAUGCACUUGACGACUGCGACGCGCCCGGACAUUGCGUAUGCUGUAGGGUACGUCUCGCGCUUCAUGGAGAAUCCGCAGCAAGAACAUUGGACGGCGGUGAAGCGCAACUUUCGUUACUUUCAAGGAACCAAGUCGCACGAACUCCGCUUCCAGCCAAGCGACAAGAUCGACUUUCGUGGCUACUCGGACGCGGACUGGGCCGGCGACCACGCUGAUCGCAAGUCGACUUCAGGUUACACUUUCAUGCUGAUGGGUGCUCCUGUGAGUUGGGGAAGCAAGAAGCAGUCAAGUGUGUCGCUGUCGACGAGUGAAGCGGAAUACAUCGCACUGAGUCUGGCCAUCCAGGAAGGCAAGUGGGUGCAUCGCCUGCUAUGCGAGAUUUUGGCGGCCGCAAACGAACCAGGACCGGACCUCGUCAUCCGUGAAGACAACCAGUCGUGCAUCAAGACGACGAAGAAUCCGGUGAAUCAUGGCCGCGCCAAGCACAUCGACAUCAAGUACCAUCACAUCCAUGAUGAGGUCAAGCGCGGUGAAGUGCAGCUCGAGUAUUGCGAGACUUCCGUGAUGAUGGCGGACAUCAUGACCAAGGGACUUUCGGGACCUCGCCACAAGGACUUGACGACGGCUCUCGGCAUUCGUGCGAGUUCGGAUUGA